Saccharomyces kudriavzevii IFO 1802 is the source of this 2259-nucleotide messenger RNA. RefSeq names its product guanine nucleotide exchange factor SEC2 (gene SEC2). The record is from RefSeq and is a predicted model, not a curated record. Gene Ontology annotation, molecular function: guanyl-nucleotide exchange factor activity. Gene Ontology annotation, cellular component: Golgi to plasma membrane transport vesicle; cell tip. NCBI's taxonomy places the organism in Eukaryota, Fungi, Ascomycota, Saccharomycetes, Saccharomycetales, Saccharomycetaceae. The transcript has a single exon. Gene Ontology annotation, biological process: exocytosis. Bases 1 to 2259 code for a protein of 752 amino acids.
AUGGAUGCUUCUGAGGAAGCAAAAAGAAUAUCAAUACAGGUCACAUCCCUGUCCACGCAAUUAAUUGAAAGUGUGGAUAAACAGUCACAUUUAGAGGAACAGCUUAAUAAAUCUUUAAAAACAAUAGCCAGCCAAAAGGCAGCGAUUGAAAACUACAAUCAAUUGGAAACAGAUCAUAACACUUUGAAAAAGACUCUAUCAGAGAGGGAUGACGAGGUGAAAAAACUGCAUGAGGAUAUAGCGAAAGAAACCCAACUUCGAACCAAAGCUGAAGAUGAAAAUGACAAACUAAAUAGGGAAGUUGAAGAUUUGACUGCUUCGCUUUUCGAUGAAGCAAACACCAUGGUUGCAGAUGCUAGAAGGGAAAAAUAUGCUAUCGAGAUAUUGAACAAGAGACUCACCGAACAACUCCGUGAAAAAGAUGUGUUGUUGGAGACUUUGACCCUACAACUCAAAAACUUGAAGAAAGUGAUGCAUAGUUUAGACAAUGAAAGUACAGUAACGAAUAACUCGAAUAGGUAUUCCACGAUCCUAAGCGAUUCAGCGACUUCUUCUAGCACUUCUUUGAACAAAGUUCCAACUUUGAACUCCUUUGCUUCCCAAGAUAUGUACAGUGGGAUUGUAUAUUCACCAACUAUAUCAUCUAUUCGUUAUGAUAUAAGCCUUUACAACGAGUUCUUGAAAUUUGUUGCUGCUCUACCUCAAUGUGAAAACAUAAAGGCAACUUCAUCAGAAUCAAAAUUGAUACGAAGAUUGGUCAAUGAUGAAAUCCAACCUAUACUUAAAAUUGAUAAUGCGUCGGGCAUCGGCUGGUUGGUUAAAAAGACUUUACUUUCUUUGAUUAUAGAUGGCUUGGUGAUUGUGGAGCCCUUGAGCGGCGUUAAUGCAACUUAUCACAUUGGUUACAACUCAAGCAGCCCUGUGAAACAAAGUACCGCGAAUAUGCCAAAAAUGUUCAAAUUUCCGUUAAACUCACCUCCAGUUGCAGUGCAUGCUGCGUGUUCCUUUUGUGGUGAAUCUAGAGAUGACAUAAUUGAACAUGCAAGGAUGUAUGUGCUGAAAACGUUGCAUAAGGCUGAUGAUGGCACAGAACAGGUAACGAAUACUUAUCCAUUAUGCCACUGGUGUUUGUUAAAGUUGAGGCAAACGUGUGAAAUCUUUGCCUUUUUAAGAUCAUUAAAGGUAGGUGCAUGGCAUUUAGAAAAGCUGGUGAUGCAAAAUAUUGCCAAGGGAGAUUUGGUAAAAUUCUCUGAAGUUACGCAGCGUACUAAAACAGAAGACAGAGUAUCUUCUCAUGAUAAAAAGUCUAAACGAUUAAGCUUUAUGGCAGGCCUUGGUAUCAAUUCGACAGCAAAAAGUAAGCCAAAAAUGGAAGUAUUUUCCUCUGAAAUAAAUGCGAAACCAGGACAACCCACCACUAAUAUUCAGAGAGCAUGGCUACAAUUAUGUAAAUUGCGUUGUAUACUUCACUGGACUCAUAUAGGUAUAUGGGCGGUAGAUGAUUCAAUUUCCUCAAAAAUUGGACCCCUUGUUGAUGAUGAAGACAGUGAUGAUAAUCAAAAUGAUGCUAUAUCAGUCCGUUUGCAAGACAAAACACUCUGGAAGAAGAAUAAAGGCGCACCUUCAUCGUCAUCCAGCGCAGAUGAAAGUCAGAAGAGUGACACUUUUGACUUUGAAAGCGAAGACACAGAAAAUGAGAAGACAGGAGAGUCUUCCUCAGAUGGGCUUUCCACAGAUGGAUCCUCUACGGAUGAGUCCUCGACAGAGGAAUCUUCCUCUACGGUUUCUACGACAAGUCAUGGAAAUUCAGAAGAUCUAGAUCGAAAUGAAGGUGAUGAUACAGUAACAAACUAUGAUGAAAGGAGCACUAACUCGACAAAAAAGAAGAAAGAAAGUGUCAAUAAAACUGACGAUGGAGUUCGAAAAAAAUCAAAAAGAAAGGCUUCUCAACACGAGAUUCAAAAGAAAAAGUUACUGCAAGACUUGGACGAAUUGGAAGAGCAAUUUAGGGAAGAAAGUGCGAAUAAUCAGGACGAGCCCAAAAGUUCAGACGAUGUUGAGAAACAUACUGAAUUUCUAAAAAAACCAUUCGCUACAAAGGAGGAUGUUAGGAAAAAUGAAGAUCUAAGCAUUGAAGAGUCAAACUUGGCGAUAAGCGAUAAACACCAAGAACAAAUACGGGAAAACAGUCCAAGUAGCGCAUUGCAUGCAUCUUCAAGUAAUGAUGAUAACUUCGAUGAUGCCCAAGAACAGCAAUAA